UCUCGAGUUGUCACACGAUAAAGUCGCGCUGGAUCCGUAUGCUCGCAGACGGUCGCUGUGCGUUGUACAUUGUUGACGCUCUCUUUAUUAUGAGUCCAUCGCGAUCGCGAUCAUGACCGAGCACAAGGAUGGAGUGCACCUGGACCCGAUCCUGGCGGAGCUGGGCCAGUUCGGCCGGUACCAGAUGUUCACCUACUGCUUCAUAAUAUUCCCCAUACUGUUCAGUGCUGUGUACAACGGACAGUAUAUAUUUGCAGCCGCCGAUCUUAAAUACAGAUGCGAGGUACCACAAUGCGAGUCGUCCUCCCCGGAGUACGCGGCCGGCGGCUGGACCGCGUGGGCGUACCCGGAGUCAGGGGGCCGCUGCGAGCGGCUGCGGUCCCUCGGCGACACGUGCACGGUUGGCGCCUUCCACGUGAACGAGACCGAGAGGUGCACCUCCUGGGUUUACGAGAACAAUAACACAAUUGUUCAAGAGUUCGACCUGGCGUGCGAGGAGUGGAAGCGUACCCUGGUGGGUACCAUACAUAGCGUGGGACUGUUCGCCGCAUUGCCGCUCACAUCAUUUGUAUCAGAUACUUUCGGCCGACGGACGGCCUUCAUCUUGACGGCGGUAAGUGCGGGUGUGAUGGGUCUGAUACGAUCAUUCUCCGUCAACUACGUCAUGUACCUCGUGUUCGAAUUCCUCGACGCCACGCUCGGCUCUGGUGUCUACAGUACUGGCUUUAUCCUCGCUUUAGAAAUGGUGGGCCUAAACCGACGAGUUCUUGGCGGCAACUUAAUAUCGUGCACAUUUGCAACGGGACAAGUGGUCCUAGCGCUGGUAGCGUGGGCCGUCCCCGAUUGGCGGACACUCACAAGAGUGUUGUACGCGCCCUCGCUUCUCUUCGUCUUCUAUUACUUCGUAAUAGAAGAAAGUGUACGAUGGCUGCUCAGCAAAAACAAGAAGGCAGAAGCUGCACGAAUAAUAUUUAAAGCAGCUAAUAUAAACAAGAAGAAAUUGUCUCCCGAAUCAGUGAAACAGUUGACACAAGAGCCACAAGAAGUGGUGAAACAACCAAAGACAGGAAUAAAUCGUGAAGCUGACGAAAAUAAGAAGCCUUCGCUCUUUAUAGCUGUUGUAAAAUCUAAAAUAUUAAUGUCUCGGCUGUGCAUAUGCUCAUUUUGGUGGAUAACAGUAACGUUCAUCUAUUACGGUCUAUCAAUAAAUUCGGUGGCGUUAGCUGGGAAUAGUUACGUGAACUACAUCCUCACAUCGUUGGUGGAAAUCCCGGGAUACUUCAUCAGUGUGAUGACGCUAGACCGCUUUGGGAGGAAAGGCUCGAUUAUGACCGCAUUCAUCAUUUGCGGUAUUGCCUUAGUCUCUCUACCGUUCAUACCAAGCACGCUGCAAUGGCUGCUGACGUCGCUGACGAUGCUGGGCAAGCUCUGCAUCAGUAUGGCGUUCAGCAGCAUCUAUAUUUACACCUCCGAGCUGUUCCCGACUACCGCCAGGCACAGCUUGCUCGGGGUCUGCUCUAUGUUCGGUAGAAUAGGCUCCAUUGCUGCCCCACAAACACCACUUCUGAUGCGGUACAUGCGGUCCCUCCCGUACCUGGUGUUCGGUGCGAUGGCUGGCUGCGCGGGCGCGCUGAUGCUGCUCACGCCGGAGACGCUGCACAUGCGUCUGCCGGACACCGUCGAGCAGGCCGAGAACAUCAUCGCAGCGCCGCGCACCAAGCACCCCACCGACAUUAUAGUUGACUAGUCAGCGUAACGUCCGCUGCUCACCUGGUAGCUUCGUAGACAAACUAUAUGUGGCAUUCUUCAAAUAAAAGGGUAUUAAGGUUUCUUCAACUUCGGUUACUAAACUUAAACUAAGGGUUCUUCAAGUUUUGGCAACGUACACGUGAUUCUCUUGGUGUUGCAGGCGUUCAAUGAACGUCCAUCAGGCUGUACGCUUGUUGUUUACCUUUGUGGUAUAAUAAACAAAUAAUAAUUAAUGAAAAUUGAAUGGAAUAAAGUAUUUGUCUAUACCGGCGGGAUAUGAGCGAGGUAUAAUAGCUGAAGUGAUGAAUUUAUCGAGACAAUUUCCAUGAAAAGGGAGGGAAGGAGAGGGUCAAUCUCUCUCUGUCUUCGUCCUCUUCAUUACUGAAGGUCGUGUCCUUGAAAGGUGUCUGUUUCCUCUCUUAUGAUGUUAUUCCAUUUUGCACGGUCUUCAGCUUCUCGCAGGUCAGCUGCAAUUGACAGGAUCAGUAUAACAGAGGGUCAAUAUAACGGGGUAUUAUUUUUAGAAAAGGACUUACUGGUCACUACUAACUAAAGCCUGCCCUAUAUCUAUAUGAACAUAUCACUGGUAAGUCCCGAUAUUUAAAAUUGACAUAAUAUAAUUAAUAUAAUCUUUUUUCUUUUAAUAAAAGUAUACUAUGUUCAUGAGGGCAGACAAACAGCAAUCACACGUUUACGCUACCACAGGCAUGAGAUUUUUUUAUGCGACUUAGCAAACAAGCUGACGCCCACCUGAUUUUUCAUCAGGUAGUUACUGUCGCCUAUAGACAUGAGCAUUACCAUGGACAUAACAGAGUAUACUGUUUCGCCUAUGAUACCAUCUCCCAUGCGUUGCCAUUCCUGAGGAUUAAGGUGUUAUUCCUCUGUACCUUGUAAAUUCACGCCAUAUCCCACCCUUCAGACCGAAACACAGCCAUGUAAACACAACUGCUUCACGGCAGAAACACGAAUGGGACAGAGGUACCCAAGCAAAUGACUUUUGUACAAAGUCUCCCUCUCGUAUCAUGAGAUUAAAUGAGAAACUUCAGAUAUUUUGCAUAACGUAUGAUAGUGAAAACAUGUCUAAAAAGAUAGUUUAGCACUUGUCUAGCCUGAUGCUAAUUUGGUUUAUUAUUUAGCCAGGACAUUUGGCCUUUCAUCGUGAUAUUAUAGCAUAAUAUAGCCACAUGGAGUAUAAUUAGCUUCUAGGAUUUAGGGAAAUGUUAUUUCCUAAGACAAUAAAUAUUUAAUAAUUUAUGUAUAAAUAAAAGGUAAUGUAAAUAAUAAUGUAAAAUACAUUAUGAGUGACUUGUGAUCAAACGAAUUAUUAUUUAUUAUUAUGAACAAUAAAAUAAUAAAUGUAAAAGUAUAAUAAAACUAGAAUAUUUAUUACUUUAAAUAUAUUUUAAUGAUUUUAUUACCCGUUAUAAUUAUCAAGCGACGAUGUUCAUAUUCGUUUAUAUUCCAAUGAUAAAUUGGCUAUCCAUAUCGGUACAAAAACUUCAAUAUUAUUGUUAAUUGUUUAUUUAUUAAUAAAUAUUAUAAUAAACAUUAUUUACCUUUUUAAUUUUAAGUCUGUGUAAAUAUUUUUUUUUUUAGAAUUUUAACGUAUAAAAUUUAUAUUUUUUUUUUAAAAUAACAAAAUAUAAAUUCGUGUUUGUGAAAGUAAACAAAACAAAAAUGUUUUAUAAGAGAGAAAACAAAUGUGUGUAAAUCUUGUAUCUAGUGAUAAAUUUCAAUUUAGUACAAUAAUAACCCUUUAACUGGUAGAAGCAAUUUUGUGUCUCGGAAAAUUAAAAACUCGUUUUUUGGGUUUAUUGUGGGUACUUUAAUAACUUUUAUUAAAGAAAAAAAUAUUCAUAUUUAGUGGAAGAAAAAAACAUGGUGGCAAUAUCCUUGCCAACACCAGUAUGGUAUUGGUGCUACAAAGUGGAAAAAAUCAUAAAAAUGUUAGUGGCACACAUAUUGCGACCACCAGUAAAAGGGAUAAAUUUCCAUAAUAUUCUUAAAUCAUUAAUUAAAAUAUAGUUUACUCAAAAUGGCUGUUAAAUUUAUAAUAAAAUAGCAAGUACCUAAUUGUUUUUAUUGAAUUGAAUUUUAGAAAUUUUAGAAUUCGUAUAAAAAAUUUAGAAGUUAAUACGAAUUUAAUCUUAAUUGUUUAGAAACGAAAUCAUUUUGUCAAUAAGCGCCCAGUCGUUGUAGAUAAGUUUUACACAGUUUUUUUUAUAGGAGUGAUAACUAUUAUUGUAAAUUUUAUUAUAUCUAGUGUAUAAGGUUAUUUUUAUUGAAUUUUAUCAUUUGUACGAUGUGAUAUUUUAUUACUAUAUGAUUAAGUAGGUGUAAAAAUACAUUCAUCCUAAUUACA
Molecule: messenger RNA, 4111 nt
Organism: Galleria mellonella (greater wax moth)
Lineage: Eukaryota; Metazoa; Arthropoda; Insecta; Lepidoptera; Pyralidae
Product: organic cation transporter protein-like
Exons: 7
Coding region: 113-1747 (544 amino acids)
Biological process (GO): transmembrane transport
Cellular component (GO): membrane
Molecular function (GO): transmembrane transporter activity
Source: RefSeq, a predicted model, not a curated record